AUGCUGUUUGGGUGCAGCUUGUCAGUGGAUUAUACAAGGCGUACGGUCAGAAGUUUCAUCGACAGUGAUCUCUUCCUAUCCCUGGUCGGCUCAGUGGCAUCCGUGUUCAACGCUUGCAGCCGUGUCGUAUGGGGUGUGGUAGCUGACAAGACGUCCUAUCAAUUCUCUAUGGCGAUUGUCUGCACUAUAGGAGCAUCCCUUGUUUGGCUACUACCAACUGUUCGAGCUGUUGGUGAUCCAACCUUAUUUCUAGCUGCG
Messenger RNA from Ostertagia ostertagi, 258 nucleotides. NCBI's taxonomy places the organism in Eukaryota, Metazoa, Nematoda, Chromadorea, Rhabditida, Trichostrongylidae. The record is from the annotation of a GenBank genome assembly.